This is a messenger RNA of Glycine soja, 838 nucleotides long. Its product is annotated as probable magnesium transporter NIPA7. Gene Ontology annotation, biological process: magnesium ion transport. Bases 115 to 696 code for a protein of 193 amino acids. The record is from RefSeq and is a predicted model, not a curated record. Gene Ontology annotation, cellular component: membrane. The transcript is spliced from 4 exons. Gene Ontology annotation, molecular function: magnesium ion transmembrane transporter activity. NCBI's taxonomy places the organism in Eukaryota, Viridiplantae, Streptophyta, Magnoliopsida, Fabales, Fabaceae.
GGAUUUAAAAAAAUCAUCGAUAAAAUGAUUGGGGUGUCUUCUGUGCAUUGUGGGAUCAACUGUUAUUGUGCUCCAUGCACCUGAAGAGAAGUCUCUUGGCUCUGUACAAGAAAUAUGGGAAUUGGCCAUUCAACCUGGUAUUCUGUCAGGGUUUCAUUGAUUAUCCAUUACGAAAAGCUGCCUAAUGGUAUUUUCCUGAUUAUUGCUUUCUGCUUUUUGCAUCCAGCAUUCCUCUCGUACACUGCCUCAGCAAUUGUCGUGACAUUGUUCUUGGUUUUAUAUUGCACUCCCCGUUAUGGCCAGACUAAUAUUUUGGUUUAUACUGGAAUAUGCUCGAUAAUUGGGUCCUUUACUGCAUUGGAUAAUUUUAACACAGCAGUUGUUUCUCCAACCUAUUAUGCAUUGUUCACAUCUUUUACAUUAUUGGCCAGCGCAAUCAUGUUUAAGGACUAUUAUGGUCAAAGUGUAAGCAGUAUUGCGUCAGAGCUAUGUGGUUUCAUCACUAUUUUAUCUGGAACGACUAUAUUGCACAGUACAAGAGAACCAGAUCCUCCAGUCAUUGCAGAUUUAUAUACACCAUUGUCUCCAAAAGUUUCAUGGUAUAUCCAAGGCAACAGCGAACCCUGGAAACAGAAGGAGGAGGAUGUGUCACCCUUGAAUUUAAUUGCGAUUAUACGGCAAGACCAUUUCAAGUGACAUAGGAGGCUAAACUGCAUGAGGUGGAUCUAUCUUGUGCUAUCCUUCCAUCGAGGUAGAUAUAGCACCUGUAUUUUUCAUACUCCUUAAGCUUGUUUAUAUUAAGCAACAUUGUGCAGGCAGAGACGAGACAGUGCUUCCU